Solanum pennellii is the source of this 760-nucleotide messenger RNA. RefSeq lists its product as uncharacterized. NCBI's taxonomy places the organism in Eukaryota, Viridiplantae, Streptophyta, Magnoliopsida, Solanales, Solanaceae. The record is from RefSeq and is a predicted model, not a curated record. Bases 1 to 345 code for a protein of 114 amino acids. The transcript has 5 exons.
AUGGUUUCAAGUUUACUUUUUGUUGUAGAGAUAUUGGUUAGGAAUUUUCUCUUGAUCAUAGAAAUAAAAGGGGGAAAUACUGCUGGCUGUUGUGAACAGCAGCAGUUCCCGCAGAGGGCAAAGAAAAUAGAAAAAGGAGGGUUUGGGCGAGAACUUACCUGCGAUUUGCGGCUUCCCACGAGAGUGACCAUAUUCACGAUACUAGCUCGGACUUUCCGAUAUUUUUCUUCUUUGUCUGAAGCUUCUUGGAGAUUUGUGAGCAUAUGGAUGAUUUACAAGAUUCUCAAAAAGCAACAACUCAAGGUUCAUCAGAUAUGGGUGAACUUACAACCGAUCUAUUCUUGAAGCUCUUGAAUCAAUUGGUCUUGAUGAACGAAGUAUGGAUAAAGAGCAAAGGCAAUAGGACAUUUUGAAUCUUGUCGAACAUUUGAGGUUGUGUUCAUGUUACAUUUGAUGAGAGAUGUAUUAGCAAUCACAAAUGAGCUCAAUAAAUGCUUACAAAGAAAGGAGCAAGAUGUUGCAAAUAUCAUGCUACUUGUUGAAGUAACAAAGAAAAUGCUGCAAGUUUUAUGGAUGAUGAAUAAAAUUCUCUUAUUGCUAAAGUAUCCAUAUUUUAUACCAAACUUGAAAUUUUGAUACCUAACUUUGAGGAGUCAUAUGGUAGCUCUUUAAGAUCACGAUGAAGACUUGCUCACUAUAUAGUCUUACACCAUUACUAUGUUGAAAUGUUUUGCAAUAUUAUUGAUAAUGAUCCUUUUAA